GCGGGUGCCGUCGGGUGCCGCCAUCGCGGUGUCGGCCAUGGCGCUGCCGGUGGAGGAGUGGCGGCUGUACGCCGCCCGGCGCUGGGCCUCGCUGGAGCCGCCGCUGCGGGAGCGCUUGGCGGCAGCGUCGUUGCCAGAGACGCUGCGCUUGGGCUGCGGCCUCCUGCGGCCUGAGGCGGACGCGGCGGCUUUGCGGCGCUUGUGCCGCCGGACGCGCGUAGGGAAGGAGCCGGCGGCCGCUCGCUUCUACCGUGAGGAGGGAAACCGGCUGUUCGGCCGCCGCCAGUACGCGGCCGCCUUGAGGCUCUAUUCGCAGGCGGCGUCCCACGAGCUCCCCGGCAGCCCCGAGGUCGCCGUCUGCUUUGCCAACCGCUCCGCGGCCCUCUUCCACCUCGGGCACUUUGAGGUUUGUUUGGAAGAUAUUGCCAGGGCUGAAAGUCAUGGCUACCCAGACAGGCUGCUGCCCAAGGUCUUGCUGCGGAAAGUUGAAUGUCUGCUGUGUUUGGGGAGGUUACAGGAUGCAGCAGAUACCCUCAGUAUGGUGGAGAAUAAAAUCACCAUGGAUGGGAAGGUGACUAGUCCUGCACACCAGACACUGCUGAAAAAGUUAAGUCAGCUGAAGAUUAAAUUGCACGAGAAAGAAAGUCAUCCAGAGCCUGCACAAGAGGCAUGUGGUGACAAUCAAACCCAGCUGGAGAUCUGGGAAGAGAAUGACAGUAUUUCAGGUGCAUCUUCGUCUCUGAGCUUGGAUUUUGAUAUAGAGAGAGGGCGUCACUUGGUGGCCUCCCAGGACAUCGGGCCAGGACAGAGCUUGUUGAAAGAGGAGGCCUUUGUAAGUGUGCUCUGCCCAGGGGAGAGCCUUCUUCUGCAGGACAGCAGUGGAACAGCGUGGGAUACUCGAGUCACUAAUGCAGAUCUUUAUUGCCACCAUUGUCUGAGGCAGCUCUUGGCCUCGCUGCCUUGCCGUGGUUGUAGUUACGCAAAGUACUGCAGCCAGAACUGUGCAGAUGUGGCAUGGGAGAGGUACCACAGGACAGAAUGCUCCCUGGGAGCACUGCUGCUCACUUUAGGGGUCUUUUGCCAUGUUGCCUUGAGGACUGUUCUACUGGCUGGAUUUGCAGAGGUUGGCAGGCUGGUGGAAUGGUCCCAUGAUGGGGACAAGGUCCUUGAGGCACCAGAUACAAGAGCUGAUAACAGAGGUAUCCCUGGUUGUAACAACAAUGGUCAGUACCAGAGUUGUUACCAAGCUGUCUUCAACCUUUUGCCACACACAGAGAAGCACAGCCCUGAACAUAAGUUCCUUUGCAUGCUGAGUGUGGUAGCUAUAUGCAAACAACUGCAAGAAGCUGGCCUAGAGGCUGCUGUUUUGAAUCAGGAACCAUCUGAGAAGUUGUCCAAACCAAAGACAUGUGAAAAAACAUCAGGUGAAUUGUCUCCAGAGCUGAAGACUGUGGCAGAAGCAAUGCUGAGGCAUGUGUUACAGCUGCAAUGUAAUGCACAAGCAAUCACUGUAAUGCAGGAGUUGGGGUCCGGAGAUGGUGCUGUUGUAAAGAAGAAGCCUGUGCGCCUGGCGACAGCCUUCUUUCCUGUGCUCAGCCUUCUGAACCACUCCUGCUGUCCCAAUACCAGUGUGUCAUUUAGUGGGACAGCUGCCACUGUCAGGGCAUCACAGCCAAUCCCAAGUGGCCAAGAGAUUUUCCAUUGCUAUGGUCCUCACCGGUGUAGAAUGAAGGUUGCUGAGAGGCAGCAGCUUCUCAGUCAGUAUUUCUUUGAGUGUCACUGUCAGGCAUGCCUGGAUGAGUUACAGUCUGAUGUGAGUGUGGUGUCCAUGAGAAACUCAUUCUGCUGUCCUAGCUGCCAGUCUCCAAUGCAGGGAGAAGACAUGCUUUGCUGUUCAAAUGAAGUUUGUGCAAUCUCAGUCAGCAGAGAGAACCUGUCACGUCGUUUACAGGACCUUGAGCGGCAAAUCAAGGAAGCCUUAGAGCUGCUGAGAGACAGGAAGGCUGAUCAAGCUAUCCAAAUGCUCCUGAAGUGUCAGGUGGAUGCUGGAAACUUCUUGUCUCCAGAGCAUUUACUGAUGGGAGAGAUGGAGGAUCAUCUGGCACAGGUCUAUGCUACUCUUGGAAAGUGGCAGGAAGCAGCCAGACACCUGGAGAGGAGUAUUGAGAUUGUGGAAAUGCAUCACGGGCCAUCAAGUGUAGAAACAGGUCAUGAACUUCUCAAGCUGGCACAAAUUCUCUUCAAUGGAUUCGCAGUUUCUAAAGCUCUGAGCACAAUUCAAAGAGCAGAGGAGAUUUUGUCAGUGCACUGUGGUCCCCAGAGUACUCAGAUCCAGGAACUACAAGAGAUGAAGGCCUGUCUGUCAGAGCUUCCCAGAAGCAUCCUCCAGAGGACUUAAUUUCCCUGUCAAAGGAAGCAGCAAUGUGAUCUUUCAUCAAAGCUAAGUUUCAUGUGGUAAGGUAGUCAUGUAGUACAAGCUGGAAAAUCAUGUGUAAGAACAACUUGAAUGAAACCUGAAAUGCUCUUUAGUGGCACUGUUGUAAAUAAAAUGACCAAUUCUAA
This is a messenger RNA of Colius striatus (speckled mousebird), 2562 nucleotides long. It is a transcript of the gene SMYD4, whose product is annotated as SET and MYND domain containing 4. Bases 38 to 2398 code for a protein of 786 amino acids. Lineage: Eukaryota; Metazoa; Chordata; Aves; Coliiformes; Coliidae. Gene Ontology annotation, molecular function: protein binding. The record is from RefSeq and is a predicted model, not a curated record. The transcript is spliced from 10 exons.